Messenger RNA from Sinocyclocheilus anshuiensis, 1722 nucleotides. Its product is annotated as zinc finger protein 501-like. The record is from RefSeq and is a predicted model, not a curated record. Gene Ontology annotation, biological process: regulation of transcription by RNA polymerase II. NCBI's taxonomy places the organism in Eukaryota, Metazoa, Chordata, Actinopteri, Cypriniformes, Cyprinidae. Gene Ontology annotation, cellular component: nucleus. The coding region runs from base 42 to 1706 and encodes 554 amino acids. Gene Ontology annotation, molecular function: DNA-binding transcription activator activity, RNA polymerase II-specific; RNA polymerase II cis-regulatory region sequence-specific DNA binding. The transcript is spliced from 4 exons.
UAUCUGAAUUUACAUCAUAAUCUGCUUUAUGACUUUCUGAUAUGCUUUCUCGGAUCUCGCUACUGGACGGUUUAAAUGAUUUAAGUUUUUCAGAGAAGAGAGCAGAAUAUGUUUUAAUAUCUCAAAUCCAGCAGCUAAACAUGUUGACCAUGAAAGCGCAGGUGGAUGUGGUCUGCUGUAAAUCAGUAGGAACUGAUCUGUCCAUGCUGGAUAUUGAGGAUUUCAUCACAGAAAUCUGUCAGCUGAAGAAAGAGGUGGCUUCACUGGAGGCAAAGCUGAGAGAAAGAGGAGACAAACUGAACAGAGAGGAUGUGGAGAAGGUUUCAAUGCGUGUGACUGAUGGGACAGAAGCUCAGGAUUCAGUCUGGAGCGUCAGAGAUCAGAGAUCCAGAGACACACAGGACUCAGAGCUCAGCCUCACUUUACUCUGUUAUACUGACGCUCAGGAUCAUGAAUCCACUGAUCAAACCUCUGACUGUAACGCUGGAGAACAGCAGAUGCUGCAGACGCCGCUGAAGACGUGCUCCGUCAAACUGGUGGACUGCAGGAACCUGAUAGAGAGCAGAGGAGACGAAACCACCGCAGAGAAAGAACAACAACACAGUGAUGAGGAAGAGGAGGAUGAUUAUGAUGAGAAUAAUGGGGAUGAUGAUGAUGAAGAUUUCAUUCCUCCAGAUGCCAUUGGUGGUUCAUCUUCUGAUGGAGAUGAAGAAACAGUCUCAACUUCAAAAGAGCAGCUGAAGACCAAGAGUUUCUCCUGCGCCACCUGUGGAAAAACACUGAGUUCACAGGGAAACCUAACGAGACACGAGAGACAACACACAGAACAGAAAUACUUCACUAACACCAGCUUUCCUACCGCAGAAGAGAGGAGACUUCAUUCAAAAGAGCACAGCAGGAAGGAGGACUUUCACUGUGAACAGUGCGGGAAGGAUUUUUUCACCAUUGCUCAUAAUAUGAAAGCUCAUAUAAAGACACACAACGAAAAGUCUUUCCACUGCAGCGAAUGUGACAAGUAUUUCAGCACCAAAGGAAAUCUUGAUGCUCAUAAGCGAAUCCACACGGGAGAAAAGCCGCACAAGUGUCCUCACUGCGAAAAGAGCUUCAAUCAUGGAUCUCAUCUGAAGAAACAUGUGCGUUUGCACACCAAUGAGAGGCCGUAUCAGUGCAGUGAAUGUGGGAAAACCUUCACAAACUCAAGCUCUCUAAAGUCACACCAGAAAAUACACUCUGAUGAGAAACCGUUUCAGUGCAAACACUGCGACAAACGAUUCCGUCACAAAUCUAAUCUGAACAAUCAUGAGAGGAUUCACACCGGAGAGAAACCAUAUCUGUGCUCCUACUGCGGGAAGAGCUUUUCUAGUCCAGCUUAUAUUGGACUUCAUCAGAGAAUCCACACUGGAGAAAAACCCUAUCACUGCAGCGUCUGUGGGAAGAAUUUCAGUAAGGUUGAUCAUUUACAAAAGCACAAGAGGAUUCAUACCGGAGAAAGACCGUUCAAAUGCUCACAGUGUGACAAGACGUUUGCUCGAUCAGACGUCCUGAAGAUCCAUGAGCGAGUUCAUACAGGAGAGAAACCUUACUCCUGCUCCAUCUGCGGCGAGAGAUUCACUUAUUUAGGUAGUUUUCAGACCCACCAGAAAAAACAUGCUAAAGAACAAACUGCUCCAGAAUCAUCGACUUUACAUGUCUUGGUCGGUCAAUAAAGGCUUUAUUUCUGCA